CAUCCGGGUCUCUGGUUCAGUGAGCGCUACUAGCUUCCAGCCGUACUGCAGUAGUGAGGGAAUAAGGCCAAGUCAAAAUGCAAACAUCUCUCGUGAAUAUCGUGCUGUUUUCAUCCUUGCAUGUUUUGUUGUCUUUGACGUGUUUUCACGAGGUUGUGGAGGCAGCCGGUGGAAAAGGGUUUGGCGAUCAUAUCCACUGGAGGACGCUGGAUGACGGCAAGAAGGAAGCAGAGGCCAGUGGGCUGCCAAUCAUGCUCAUCAUCCACAAGAGCUGGUGUGGAGCCUGCAAAGCACUGAAGCCCAAAUUUGCAGAGUCUAAGGAAAUCUCUGAACUUGCACACAACUUUGUGAUGGUGAAUGUGGAGGAUGACGAAGAGCCAAAAGAUGCAGCCUUCACCCCCGAUGGAGGAUACAUUCCUCGGAUUCUUUUCCUCGAUCCAAGCGGCAAAGUCCAUCCUGAAAUUACCAACAAGAAAGGCAAUCCAACCUACAAAUACUUCUACAGCAGUGCAGAACAAGUUGUGUCCGGUAUGAAGGAAGCUCAGGAGAAGCUGACAGGCGACGCCUUCAAGCAGGGUCAUGCCGGAGAUGAGCUGUGAAGAGCCCGAGACUGGCAUCAGGUUGUAAGGGCUACACUUCCUCUACCUGAGCCUGCGCUGCAGAUCAAACUGUAACACCACCCCAACAACCCAAACAAUCCUUAUUUAAACACUAACUUUAGACAGUGAGGUGCCAUCUCACUGAGCAAACCAAGCCAACCAUUAAAACGGUGCUUGAGUCUUUUUUUUGUUUGGUCCGUUUAUGUUUCUGAUCACUGUUCUCAUUCCCUGUCAUUGUUACAAAACAUGUAUCUGUAAGUAAUCAAGUGCCAUGUACUGUACUUAACUGCCUGUAGAGGAUAUAACCAAGUCAUUUUAGCCAAGUUACUCACUUUGACUCAUUAUGCAGUUGCUGGAAACAUCUGGGAAAUGCCAAGUUUUAACGGGUAAACUGCCUUGUUUUUCACAAGACAACCAUGACAUUUUCAAGAACAGAUGAGCUUAACUUUAUAGAUGACUGUUUAGUUCAGUUUAACCAGUUUUAUUUUCACCUAACAGCAUUGUACUUCUUGUUAGUCAGGAUAAAUAUUUUUAAUACCUACAGUGAUGUGCUUCCAAAGAUCCUCUACAGUCUUAACUCUACCAUGUCAAUAUCUGUGAUGCACUAUAACCUGAUUUUACUAUACACAUUCAUUUAAUCCUGCCAGUUUAUGUGCUUAUUAUUGUGUUUUCUUGUUCUGAGCCUGUUUCGCUGCUUGUAAAGUGACACUACUUGGUUCAUUUUCUUUGUUUAGCUCUUUAAUUGAAGGAUGAAAGCAUUGGUUAAGUGUCUUGAUGUAUUUUAUACAUGUACACAGCCAGGUGUGCAAAUAAAGUUUGUUCUACAGA
Cheilinus undulatus (humphead wrasse) is the source of this 1427-nucleotide messenger RNA. RefSeq names its product thioredoxin domain containing 12 (endoplasmic reticulum) (gene txndc12). NCBI's taxonomy places the organism in Eukaryota, Metazoa, Chordata, Actinopteri, Labriformes, Labridae. The record is from RefSeq and is a predicted model, not a curated record. Gene Ontology annotation, cellular component: endoplasmic reticulum. Bases 78 to 599 code for a protein of 173 amino acids. The transcript has 7 exons.